Mya arenaria is the source of this 1940-nucleotide messenger RNA. Its product is annotated as pre-mRNA-splicing factor RBM22-like. Gene Ontology annotation, cellular component: Prp19 complex; U2-type catalytic step 1 spliceosome; U2-type catalytic step 2 spliceosome. Gene Ontology annotation, molecular function: pre-mRNA binding; U6 snRNA binding; metal ion binding. The transcript has 9 exons. Lineage: Eukaryota; Metazoa; Mollusca; Bivalvia; Myida; Myidae. Bases 8 to 1303 code for a protein of 431 amino acids. The record is from RefSeq and is a predicted model, not a curated record.
UUUCAAAAUGGCGACGGCCAAGGGAGCAAACACGUACAACAGACAAAAUUGGGAAGAUUCGGAAUUUCCAAUUUUAUGUCAGACAUGCCUUGGCGACAACCCAUACCUUCGUAUGAUGAAGGAGCCAUAUGGAAAGGAGUGCAAGAUUUGUGCCAGACCGUUCACAGUGUUCAGAUGGUGUCCAGGGGCGAGAAUGAGGUUUAAGAAGACAGAAGUCUGUCAAACAUGCUCUAAAAUAAAGAAUGUGUGUCAGACAUGCUUGCUGGAUCUUGAAUAUGGUUUACCUGUGCAAGUCAGAGAUGCAGCAUUGAAGAUUCAAGACAACAUGCCUAAAUCUGAUGUUAACAAAGAAUACUACCAGCAGAAUAUGGAAAGAGAGAUGGCAAUAAACGAUGGUGUGAACCCGUCCGGGGCUCUCGGGAAGGCUAUGGCUCCCAGCGACAUGUUGCUCAAGCUGGCACGUACCACACCAUACUACAAAAGGAACCGACCCCACAUCUGCUCCUUCUGGGUGAAGGGAGAGUGUAAGAGGGGAGAGGAGUGCCCAUACAGACACGACAAGCCCACAGAUCCAGAUGAUCCACUGGCUGACCAGAACAUUAAGGACCGGUUCUACGGUAUGAACGACCCUGUGGCAGACAAACUGAUGAACCGCUACAGCUCCAUGCCCAAGCUUGAACCUCCGGAGGAUAAAACAAUCACCACACUGUAUGUGGGUGGACUGGGGGACAAGGUCAGCGAGACAGACCUCAAGGACUACUUCUACCAGUUUGGAGAGAUCCGUUCCAUCAAUGUUGUCUCGAAGCAGCAGUGUGCAUUCGUCCAGUUCACCAUGAGAUCGUCAGCAGAGACAGCAUCAGAGAAGUCAUUCAACAAGCUGAUCCUGAAUGGACGGCGGUUGAAUAUCAAGUGGGGCAAGUCACAAGGACAGCAGGGCGGAGACCGGGAAGAGGGAAGGGAGGAUGAACACCUUGGGCUAGAACCGGUACCAGGGCUCCCAGGAGCUCUGCCAGUACCCCCAGAGGAAAUCUCCAACAACUUCUUCAACCUGGGUGGUGCUCCCCCAAUGGGGCCCCCAAUGAUGCGAGGUCCCAUGCCCCCAAGGGGACCCCCACACAUGAUGCCCCUCUUCAUGAGGGGACCCCCACCUCCAGGUGUGCGUCUGCCACCACCACCCCCAGGAAUGAUGCCCCUACGACCCCCACCAGGCAUUAUGCCCAGGGGAAAUGUGCCCCAGAUGCAUUACCCAUCGCAGGACCCCAACAGAAUGGGGGCCACCACACAGGGACAGAAGAUAGGAUAGGGGUUCACCAAGGGGGAUGAAUGGUCAUAAAUUAUGCUUCACAUGAUGGGAGAGGUGGUUGACUGUGAACACAGCAACAAAUGUGCACCGGUCUGGCUGGGCAUGGCUGGAAAAGGGUUGUUACCUCAUUUGAUCAUGUCCUGAUGAAACAUUAAUGUAAAAGCAUCAAGUGUUGAAGUAUGCAAUGAUGCCAUCUAAUGUAUGAUCUGUAAUUUAUCAUUGUCUAAAAAUAUUGUAUUUAAAAUGGUGGUUUUAAGACUUGUAGCUGUGCUAUUUCAAUGAAAGGAAAUAACACUAUGCAUGCCAUUUGCAGUAAGUUUGAAGACAGUGAAUAGUGUUUUAAAUAUACUGUUAUAAACUAAAAUACUUAAUAAAAUACUGAUUAUCAAGUGUAGGAAAUGAAGAUAUUUUUGUUCAGGUUAGGGCUAACAUUUCAGGCACUCGCAUACAACUAUGUUAUGAAUAUUUUAAUUCCCAAUACAUGAAUAUUUUAUAAGUGUGUUUUUCCGUCAACAUUCUUGUAAAUUAAUGUGAUAUUAAAAUGGUUCUCUUUGAAUUAUGAGAUGUAUUUCUAAAUGAGCAUUGGUUUUAUAUUGUACAAAAUGUGAACUAUUGUCAAAUAAAACCCUAAACUGUG